ACGUCAAGGAAGAAGAGGAAGAUCCGCGAGCACAGACAGCUCCUUCACAAUUUUAUCUGCGAAAGCUUUUGUUUUGGGUUUUUAUUUGAUGUGUUUGGGAGUAGUUCUUCCCCUUGGGAAGGUGAAAUGUCGGACAGCUUUGGUGUGAAUCGUCUGUGAAGGCGAAAGCGGAAACCUAGAGGCGCGUGCUGGAGUAGCAGAGUUACUAAGCUAAGCUGCUUUCAGCAACAAAAGCCUGUUUUGGUAACACGGUAAACCUCCCGGAUUAAUAAUCUUCUUCAUAUUGCAAAGGAGCGCAUGCAAAAAAAAAAAAAAGUCUCCUAACAUCCUUUAAUAUUUCUCCGGUAACAAGCAGACAAUGUCUUCAGAGUUGACCAUUGACAUCCAGCUAACAGAGCUGGGCUUUUCAAGCUGGGAUUUUCAGGAUUUAAAACAGAGAGAGACACAUCAGACUUCAGACGUGGAAUAUGCAUCAUCUUCCUCAUCAUCUUCAUCAACAACACCAACACCACCAGCAUCGUCUUCGUGUCCCAUGCCAGUGGAAAUCCUCGCGGAUGAGGAACUAGAUGUGGCUCAUCUCACUCCAGUUGUGUCUUCCCAGUCUGUUCAGCCCAUUCCCAAAGACAAUCCCAGUUUAGUUCAUGUCGAUUCCACAGAGACCAGUACAGGCGAAAGCAGCCGGACUGUUCGUGAAAAAGAAAGUGGAUCUGUGGGAGAGAAAAGAAGAAAAUGUCCAUGGUACGAUGAAAAUGCGGACGAGCAAUUUAAGGAGGAUAAAAAGAAAAAAAUGCACGGAGAUCAGAGAAAAAACGACAAGGAGGUCAGGGAAAGAGGAGCUGAGAGGAAGCUGGUGAGCGUUGCUGAUGUUUCUGGAGAAGAAGAAGAAGAAGAAGAAGAAGAUGAGGAGGAGGAGGAAGAUGAUGAAGAAGAUGACGCCAGCCAUGAUGAUGAUGAUGGUAGCUUGACAGAUGAAGAGGGAGGCGAUGAUGUUUUGUCUUCAGAUACAAACGGUUCUGAAGAGCAUCGCUGCCAAGUGUGCAGUCUCACAUUUUCCACGUCUUUCCUCCUACAUGAGCAUUUGCAUGUACAUAAUGGUGUUCGUCUCUACCGCUGUGCUGAAUGUGGAAAACAGUUCUGCCAUUUAGUGAACUAUCGUAAGCACCUGCGCUCGCAUGCUAUCCAGUGCAUCGUUUGCGCAGCCCAGUUCUCAUCACAGGAGGACCUGCAGCAGCAUCUGGACACAAACCAUUUUGAAGACAAGUUCUAUCAGUGCGACCUCUGCAAGCGCAUUUUCACCAGCAUGGCAGAGUGCAAGAAGCAUGUGCAAACACACAAGCGGCGCACAAAACGCUACCCGUGCCCAAAGUGCGAACGCAGCUUCCGCCACCGCAGCUCCAUGCUGUACCAUCUCAAGAGACACAAUAAAGGCGUAUUCCUCUGUACUGACUGCGGCCUGGCCUUCUCGACCAAAGCCGUCCUCCUGCGCCACAGCUUUCAUCACCUGGGUCUUUUGCCCUACACCUGCAUACGCUGCAAACGGCAUUUCCGUUUAUCAUCUCUGUACUUGAAGCAUGAGUGUAAACCAGAGCAGUUGCAGUGCGUGGCAUGUCUCGUCAUCUUUAAGAGUCAGGAAGACUUCCAGAAGCACAAGAAGGACACGGGUUGCUGGGGUCAUCAGACGGCUCUUAGUGCGAAGACAAAUGACAUCCGAUGCAUGGAGUGUGGGCAAGUCUUCGACAGUUCAGAGGAACUGAAGAAGCACGCUGGGACGCAUCAGAGGGUCAUGAGGUGCUCGGAGUGCGGGAUGGGAUUCCGCUCGUCCAUCAUGCUCAUGUCGCACAUGGGUGGCCAUGUGGCUCAGCGGCCAUGCCUCUGCAAAGAGUGCGGCCUGGGCUUCUGUCAUCAACAGGCUUAUGACAGCCACCUUAAAACAUGCGGCCUGGUGAAUCCAGCAGAGAUUGCCAUAAAGAAGCAAAAGCCAAAAUCAGUGAAGAAGGGUGUUGUCACCACUGCACAAAGCAAGCAAAUUCAAACCAUGCCACAGCACGUGCUCUUGCAUCCAACCAACACAGUAAGCAGCCAACCACAACCUGCUGUAGGUCUGACUGCAGUCAGCAUGAAUAAAGAGCCUCAUUCUCCUGUACCCCUGGUUAUGUUUGUGCCUGUACCCUCCACAUCCACAUCCACAUCCAGCAGCAUCCUGAAUCCUCAAAAGCCUACUUCAGAUGUCUCAAAGAAAUCUGUGUCAGCUCCACAGGUCAUUCAUAUUCCAUUACCCUCUAAUAACAGUUCUCUACAUAAAGAGCCUGUAAAAACAGUGGUGUUAAAAGACGUGGCUCGCCCUGUGUCUGGAUCAAACGUUCUGAUAUCCAUGAAAAACACAAAAGUAGGAUGGACACUAUUACAGGGUCCAGGCACGGUCGGGUCAAUGCCUAAAAUAUUUGCAGUGAGAAAAGAAAAUAAGCAAGUGGCUGCCGUCAGCUCUAAGCUGAUAGUGCGCAGUCCACAGUUCUCUGCGAAUAACGAGCAGACAAAGAAAGUUUUGUCAAACUUGGAGAUCCUGCAAAUCUUAAACGUGAUGAAAAAAACCGGUGAUAAGAAAGAAAAUGUAUCAAGCUCAUCCACCUCAGCAUCGGCCAGUGCAGAGGGGAAGGCGGAUGAUGGAAAGCAGGAAGGGUCGAGGCUGGAAACCAGUAACACCCCACAUGAAAAGAGCAGUGAUGCAAACAUAGAGAGAGAUGUUCUCGGUACUGUAAACAUGCAGCCUCCUGAUUCUUCAGCAGUGAUGUGUGACAGUUCACCCCUGAAAAAGCCUGAUGAGGAUCAAAUCCCAAAAUCAUCGAUUCAUUUAAACCAGACUGAGUUAUCAUCAGAAAACAGUGAACAAAAUACAGACAAACACCCUGAGGAGGAAAAGCGGGACCUGGACAAUGCAGCGAUGGAGUUAGAGGAUAAGUCUGAUAUUGUGCAGUGUGAAACUUGUGGGAAGAUGCUUUUAGAAAAAGACUUGGUCCAGCACACUAUGAAGCAUUCAGUGUCUUCUGUUCCCACAAAAUCCUAGCUCCUGGUUUUUAUAAUCUUGAGUGAAUGGUACAGGUUCAUUUUAAUGUAAGAAAUUUUUUUUUAAGUAGACAACUCUGAGAGCUUUUAGAGUCUUCCUUCCUUCCUUCCUUCCUUCCUUCCUUCCUUUUUGUCUUCUUUUUUUGUCUUCCGUUUUGUCUUCCUUUUAAUUUAAAACGUGGGAAAACUUUCUAUUAAAUCCAAUAUUACUGGAGAAAACAAUAAUAGGUUGUGUGUAUUCAUGUGGAUGAAACACUGAAUAUUAUAAAACUGUUUACUGACUAUGCAGGUAAUUUGCACAAAUGAAACUAUUUUACUUGUUGCUGUGUAAGAAGAUCAGGACAUUGCAUUAAAAUAGAUCAUGUAUAUUCCUUUUAAUAGAUAAAUAUCUUCAGGUUCAAGCUGAAUUGAUUUUAUGUUCUAUUUUCUUUUACACCUUUUUUAACCUUUUUUUUUUUUAAUAUAACAAUACAUGCAAGAGUGGAGUUUAUGAUGAGUCUGUGGUUUCACUUAUGAAAUUCAAAUUUCCAAAAUGUGUUAUUGUUUGGGAGCGGAAAUAAAAAUGCAGUCACAUA
Molecule: messenger RNA, 3635 nt
Organism: Hemibagrus wyckioides
Lineage: Eukaryota; Metazoa; Chordata; Actinopteri; Siluriformes; Bagridae
Product: zinc finger protein 37
Exons: 3
Coding region: 359-3061 (900 amino acids)
Biological process (GO): regulation of transcription by RNA polymerase II
Cellular component (GO): nucleus
Molecular function (GO): RNA polymerase II transcription regulatory region sequence-specific DNA binding; DNA-binding transcription factor activity, RNA polymerase II-specific
Source: RefSeq, a predicted model, not a curated record